Messenger RNA from Quercus lobata, 2320 nucleotides. Its product is annotated as Calmodulin binding protein-like protein. Gene Ontology annotation, biological process: regulation of salicylic acid biosynthetic process. Gene Ontology annotation, molecular function: sequence-specific DNA binding; DNA-binding transcription factor activity; calmodulin binding. Gene Ontology annotation, cellular component: nucleus. The record is from RefSeq and is a predicted model, not a curated record. The transcript is spliced from 8 exons. NCBI's taxonomy places the organism in Eukaryota, Viridiplantae, Streptophyta, Magnoliopsida, Fagales, Fagaceae. The coding region runs from base 276 to 1940 and encodes 554 amino acids.
AAAACACAUCAUCUUCUCUUCUCUCUGAGAGAGAGAGGGAGAGUUCUUAUCUCUCUUCUUCUGUUCUGCCUGCAAUACCAAAAGCAAAAAAAGCUUCACACUAUUUGCGUUUUUUUGUGGGGUUUUGAACGAAGUGGCAAAAAAGAAAGAUGCAAGUAGAGAACCUCAGAGCCGAGAAGCAUCGCAGACAGAGCCAAAUUUCAGACAAUUGGAUAGAAAGAUGACAGAAAACAAAUAGUAGUAGUGUUGUGUUGUUGGGGUGUUGCUGGAAUUCGAUGAUGUCGCAGAAGAGACAGCAGGAGGAUGUGAAGGCUCGUCCAGAAGGGACUAGUCCUGAGGAUAAGCGUAGGAGGAUGCCUACUUUCAGGAAUGUGGUGUCAGAGGUUAUGAAAAUGCAAUCAGUCCAUCAUUUGCUGGAGCCAAUUCUAGAGCCCUUGAUUCGUAGAGUGGUCAAAGAGGAAGUUGAAUUGGCCUUAAAAAAGCAUUUGAACAGCAUGAAACAGAAUUGUGGGAAAGAGGUACAUACUUCUGUGUCAAGAAGCCUACAGCUAAAGUUUGUAAACAACCUUUCUCUUCCAGUAUUUACUGGAGCUCGAAUUGAAGGAGAAGAUUGUUCAAACAUACAAGUAGCUUUGAUUGAUGCUAUUACCGGGCAAACUGUAAUAUCUGGGCCAGAGUCCUCGGCCAAGGUGGAAAUUGUUGUUCUUGAGGGUGAUUUUGAUGGUGAUGAGAAUGACAAUUGGACAGUCGAAGAGUUUAAAAACAACAUUGUGAGAGAGAGGGAAGGAAAGAAGCCCCUGCUUACAGGAGAUGCAUUUGUAAAUCUUAAAGAGGGCAUUGGUUUUGUGAGUGAGAUUUCCUUUACAGAUAAUUCUAGCUGGACAAGAAGCCGUAGGUUCAGGCUAGGGGCAAGAGUUGUGGAUAAAAUUGAUGGAACUAGCAUUAGAGAAGCAAAGACAGAAUCCUUUAUUGUCAGGGAUCAUCGUGGAGAAUUGUACAAGAAGCAUCACCCUCCUUCUUUGCAUGAUGAAGUAUGGAGAUUAGAAAAGAUUGGCAAAGACGGAGCUUUCCAUAAGCGUUUGAGUCGGGAAAGCAUCAAUACUGUGAAGGAUUUUUUGAUCCUACUCUUCAUAGACCCUACAAGGCUCCGAAAUAUACUCGGCACAGGUAUGUCAGCUAAGAUGUGGGAAGUCACUGUGGAGCAUGCUCGGACAUGUGUAUUUGAGAAGAGGAUGUUCUUGUAUAGCCCUCCAAGUUCUCAACAAAAAACUGGUGUGGUCUUUAAUGUCGUGGGACAAGUGAUGGGACUACUUUUGGAAUGCCAGUAUGUUCCUAUUGAUAAGCUGUCUGAAACUGAGAAGGCUGAUGCCCACAACUUGGUGAUUUCUGCAUUUGAACACUGGGGGGAAGUUGUUUCUUUUGAUGAUGAAGCCUCUAUUGUGGGCAGCUCUUCACACUUGACCAACAUUCUUUACACUUCAAGCUCGCCUAGGACGGAGAGUUCUAACGGGUGCAAGUUUUUGGCUUCUCACAAGAUUGCUGGUUUCGAUUAUGCACAGCAAAGUGCCUCUUCUCCAGAUAUCAUUUCAUCCAUCUAUUCUGUUGGGGGCAGUAGUGGUUUGGAAGAUUUUGCCCUGCACGGUAUUGACAGUAUGGGUCUCAGAUAUGAACAGGCUUUGAGUUUCCCAGAGUCCAUGAACCAUUCAUUUGAUGACGAUCAUCUGAACUUUUUUGAUACUGAUCUUCUAACUCAGAGUGUCAAUUUAGAAUCGCAAUCAGAUCUUCAGAGUGCUGUUGACACUUUCAUUUCUGCACGUGCUGCCAUUGGGAAAGCUCAGACAAGAUGGACAAAGCUAUUCAGUGUGCUAAAAUGGUUUUCAAUACGUGUGGCUGUAAGAAAACGAGUUCGAGAAAUUCCAAGAUACAAGAGUGGGUUAUGAAAAAAAAGGGUGAAGAGAAAACAAAUGGUUUGAUAACAUUUGCCAAAUAUAGUGUUAGUGAGUGCUGCCGCUAAGAUUUUGCGUGCUGUUUUGGUGAGACAAGUUGGAGGUCUUGGUAGAUGUAAAUACAACGGUAGUUAAGUACUUCGCCUUCUGGUGAAAGAUCAUAGAACUAUCUUCCUGCUUACAUCAAGUUGUAAAUAUGUAGAUUUUUUUUGACAGUAUCAGGGCAAGUUUCUGCCUUUCUGGUAUUGGUUUUUGCUCAAAUAUGUAAAGCAGUAAUACCAGGGUGCAUAACAUCCUGUAGCUUUCAUGUUGGGUUAUAGUUCUGUAUGAGAUUGUUUGUUCAAUAAAAGUUAUUUUUAUGUCUUAAUUCAUAA